Molecule: messenger RNA, 4356 nt
Organism: Clupea harengus (Atlantic herring)
Lineage: Eukaryota; Metazoa; Chordata; Actinopteri; Clupeiformes; Clupeidae
Gene: espnla
Product: espin like a
Biological process (GO): actin filament bundle assembly
Cellular component (GO): cytoplasm
Molecular function (GO): actin filament binding
Source: RefSeq, a predicted model, not a curated record
UGAACGGGAGAAUUACAUCACCCCAGCUCUCCUGUUUUUGUUCGCUGUCCAGUAGGGUUGCAUGACCACCGUAAUCAGAACCAGAUGGUUUCAGAAAGGCGGCAUACUUUACUGCUAGCUCUAGCUGUUUACAGUGCCGCCGCGCUCUUUCUCCUCCCCGCGAGACCUCAGUGUAGCUCUUUCUCACACUAAUGCAAACCGGCUCGUUUAACCUCGGUAACCCCCUCGGUCUAAUUUAUGGCCAGCUGUGGCGUAUUAAAGCACACGUUUUUUUUUUUUUUUUUUUUAAAGAGUCUUGUUAUCAUUUACUCGGAGCGAUAACACUAUUCCUCGUCGGUGGUCUUCCUGUCACGUUUAUCAAAGAGUUUUGCCAUUGCUUUGAGGCCACGUUGGCUAGUUCAGGGGUCAUUGGUGUGUAUCAGGUCUGAAUAAUGAAUGAACAUUUCCUCGGUGAAUUGCCCGAAGAUGGGCCAGCUAAUUCAGUUACACUGGCUGGUUUAUUUUGGGACAUUUGAUUACCAUAAAAACUUACAAAUGAGAAAAAAUAUCCUCUAGCAAUGUACUUGUGAAGUCAACGUUUCUUUCUGUAGGACAUAGCCAGAGUAUGAGCAGACAUCCUCUCCAAGACCAGGAUGCAGCAGGGGCCACGGCUCUUCACCUGGCUGCUCGUUUUGGGCAGGUGGCGGUGGUUCAGUGGCUACUGUCGGUGGGUGCAGGAGCCCAGGACCAGACAGACUGCGGGGCGAUUCCUGCCCACUACGCCACAGCGAGAGGCGACCUCACCUGUCUAAAGCUGCUGAUUCAACUCAAACCAGGGUGUGUGAAUUGUCAGACUGGCAUGGGUGCCACCCCUCUCUACCUGGCCAGCCAGGAGGGGCACCUGCACGUGGUGGAGUAUCUGGUGAAGGACUGCGGGGCGGAUGUCCACCUGCGGGCACACGAUGGCAUGAGCGCUCUGCACGCUGCAGCCCACAUGGGCCACCAUGCUCUCGUGGUGUGGCUUGCCACCUUCACAGACAUCAGCCUGUCGUGCCAGGAUAAGGAGGGGGCGACAGCCCUGCAUUUUGCUGCCAGCGCUGGGCACCACAGAAUCCUGGAGCGUCUCCUGCGUAUGGGGGCCCAGGUGCUCCAGGACUACUGGGGAGGGACGCCCCUGCAUGAUGCUGCCGAGAAUGGAGAGAUGGAGUCUGAUGGCUCCCUACAGUGCUGCAGGAUCCUGCUGGCGGGCGGAGUCAGCCCCUCCGAGCGGGAUGUGGACGGUUUCACGGCAGCUGACCUGGCCGAGUACAAUGGCCACUACGACUGUGCCAACUACCUGCGUGCUGUGGAGCGAAAUCCAGCCACUGCUGAUAAGCCUCUGGAAGAGGCAUUUCUCAUCGAGGAGGAGGAAGUGAGAGAGAAGCGGAGUGUUUCCUGGAAGCCCAGUGCUGAGGACUAUUACCGCCACCUCAGCAAACCUCGACAAGAAGCCCCCAACGACGGCCCAAAGAUGGACUGCCUGAAGCAACCAGAGAGUGUAGAGUCCCCCCAGGCCCGACACCCUGCGGCCUCCAAAGGACCAUCUCUUGUCGGCAUGAGAGGUGGCGUGAGUCCGCUGAUGAAGGCCGACCUCCAGAUCAACAGCUCUGUCAUAAAGAACUUCCAUCUGACCAAGCCAGCGGAAGCAGAGAAGAAGCUUCCUGGCGAUACGAAGCACGUCGUUAGCCUCAAACAAGCCGGCAUGACAGCAGUCUUCACCGGACAAGCUAGUAAGAUGGUGGUGUUGCCCACGGAGGAAGCCAACCUGUCUGACAUCGACUCCCUGGUGCCCACUCAUGAUGAGAGAGGGAGGCCCAUCGCAGAGUGGAAACGGCAGGUGAUGGUCAGGCAGCUGCAAGCUAGACUCCUGGAUGAGGAGGCCCAGAGGAGAAAGGAGAAUGGGAACAGGUACACAAAGAUGGAUAGCUGGAGAUACUCCCACUCCCACAAUGCCAUCCUGGGGCCUUUCGGUGAGAUGCUGACUGAGGAUGACCUCAUCUACUUGGAGAAGCAGAUCCAGAGUGUGUCCAUGCAGAGGAACUGCGAGAGCUAUGAGAUGGAGCUCGCCCGUCUGGCUGAGGAGCUCAGGCACAUCCUGCCGGCGCCCAUCGUCAACAUCAGCGUCAACACCCAGUUUCGCAACUUCCAGAGCCAGGUGCCUCUGCCUGUGUGGUGUAAUCGUAUAUCAGGGAUUGUGAAGAGCAUGUCUCUGCUUAUGACCAAUCUCACAGACCAGCCCUACAGCAAGAUGUUUAACAACGACCUGGUGACGGUCUUCUCUGAGAUGCAGACCACAAAGAGGGGCCACCGGGAGAAAAUUGAGACUGAGAUCCACCAGUUUGGCGUCUCUGUGCGCAACCUAAAGUCCAAUUUCGAGAACCAGGUCUGUACUCAAGAGGUGGUUGAGGAAGAUGAGACCACCAUCUCCAUUCAGGAGGCUCCUGAAGAGACAAUUCUUGAGGUAGAACCACCCAAGAGUAGCUCUCCCUCACCUGAGGCAGACCAGGGCAACGACUCUGGUAUAGAUUACAAUGAGAAUGUUGUGGAUGUCAUGGAAACCACCAGCUUGCGUAAGGAACGGAUUGUGGUCCUGUUCCUGGGCCACUGGAAGAAGUCGGCCUACACUGUGACCCUUAAGACCAAGGAAGCAGGGAGGAAGCUGAGCUUAUCUGAAGUCUCUGUGAAGGCCCCCGUCCACCGCAAAGCAAGCGCAGAUGUGGUCUCCCAGAAGAGGAGCAUCGAGAACGGUUCCCUGGGAACAUUCUUCAAGCAGCGCAGCACCAUCAACAAAAUGCUGGGCAACUGGAAGAGCAUUAUCUCCAGUGUCCCCUCACGCCAGAUCCGACGCCUCAACCGGCAGCAGGCCCUCUUUUCACCCGAGCAGUUCCUACCCCGGGUGGAUGGCUCACCAGUGGACUACGACAGCCUGACCCUUGACCUCUUUAUGCUGGGCUACUUCCAUAUCCUGGAGCUGGACUUGCCCCCAGAUGAACGGAAGAUGAGGCACCUGCUUUGCUUCGAGGUGUUUGACCAUGUGGGCCGCUUCACCUGGGAGACAGUCCGCGACUUCCACAAGGCAGUCAUCCAAGACAUCGAGGCUGGGAACAGGGAAUGGAAGGACGGAUUUGAGGACAUCAAAGUGAGGUUCUUUGGCGCUGGGUCUGGCCAGGCCGAACUUCCCAGCCCAGAGAAGAAUCCACAGGUGGAGAAAAGGCCAGUGCCUAAAGUCAUUGUCCAGACCCCAACACCAGAUGAAGGGGCCACGUUGAAAAGUGGAUCGGACAUUACCAGUUUCAGUAAUGAAGAGAUCUGCAAGUACAUUGAUCGCAGUUUUGCCUUUUGGAAAGAGAAAGAAGCAGAAAUUUUUGAUUUUGAGUAGUUAGCCUCAUUUGUCUUUUGAUACUUUUGUACACAUUUUAGUAUAGAUUGUUGACUUGACAGCUUCAGUAUAUUUUGAAUAGUGAGAUGAUGCAAUCAUGAGUGAAUUUUUUCAGUACUUUUUGGAGAUAAGAUAUUACUGCAUUUCCUUUGUGGACUAAAAUAUCUAAGUUGUGUUGACAUUAUUGUGGUCUCAAUUUGUGUCUGCUUUUAUGCUUUGCUAUAGGUUUCCAUAGUGACAAACAUGAUGUGCUCUUAGAUUUUGAAGCAAAUAUAGGUCAAAGGCUAAACAGCAAUAAAAACUGGAACAAAUGGUUUUAGAAGAUGAAUUGUCAUGAUGAACUGUUUGUAUAUAAUAAUAUAUACUCAAAUGACUAUUAAUAAUCUCAACUGACAACUUAAUACAACUAACAGCAUUUAUUAAAAAAAUAAAACUGCUUCCAUCAUUGGUUAAAUAGUGUUACAGUCUACAGGAGAGUGCUUGAUUGGCAGUUGACCAGCUGCCUCUUUAAAGUAAUGAAGUUAUCCUUCCCUGUGAGUAUGUAGCCUCUGGUUUUGGCAUCUAUAAUGUUUUCAUGAAGCAUCUCUAGGGCUUCAGAUUCUGGCCAUGGAUGGACAUGUGCCUUUAAGAGCAGGUGAGGGGUUUAUAUGUGUGGGUGGGGGGAGUGUGGGGGUAGGGGUAGGGCAGUGUUGUGUGUGGAAUCUGAGUCUCGUCCACCAUGGUCUGUUGGGCCUAAAAAUAGCUGGCUGAAAGACCAGCAGUCUGUCCCAGUGACUCUGCAGAAGCCCUCACACUCUUCAGUCCCACUGACCUCAUGCUGUCUCAACUAGCCGUUACGACACUCUGCUUUCUUAGGCGAACAAUGUGUGAUUACUGCCUCUUUUCACCUCCCAGACUUGAAACUUUCCAAGAGGGUUGACCACAGACCACUGCUUGGAGGACAUCAGAGACUUUCUGAG